AUGAGGCACUAUAUUAUUGCUGUCACAUUGUUUUGUUCGGCCACUGGGUCUCGUUCCCUAACGGCUGGAGACGGCGAUGCUAAUGAGGAAAGCUUUGCGGAGGUGGUGAUGCGACAGCUGAAAGCGAUGCCCCCAGCAAAGUGCUCUUGCCAAGAUGGAUACACUCUCACUGACGGAACGUGCAUCCGGGCAACUGAAAGUGACCCACAGGAAAUAUGCCAAACCGGGAACAUGGUGGACGGCCUCUGUGUCAUGCCCGCGCAAGCUGUGCUGCAGUGUCCUGAUCACUACAUCACGGUUUGCAAGAAGAAGGACGGAGCAGAAUCACCCUGUUGCGCUAAACCACAAACGGCCGAAAAGAUUGCUCGCUGUCCAGACGGAACUGAGUUCCAGGAUGGUCACUGCACAAGGCUUCUUGCCCACCAACCCGUCGCCGAAUGCCCACUUGGUUUUGGCCUUUCCGAGCAUGGAACUCAGUGCAUCAAAGAAGAACUUGGAAUGCCCGCUCCCACUUGCGUUCCACCGGAUGUUCUGUCACCGGAGGGAGAUUCUUGCAUAACAACAACAGAACAAGGAUUUGAGUACGUUUGCCCGGACGAGUAUGAGUGUAUCUCUCACACCAUCAAGAAGAAGAAGAAAUACAGCCCGCUGUGUUCCGCAUGUGCCAAGACAACGGAGGCAUUGCCAAACUGUGGAUGCCCUGAAGGCCUGCAGGAGGUUGAUGGCUUCUGUUAUGAACCAGAUAUUUAUGCUCUGUGCCAGUCUCGAAGGGCGGUCCCUCGAAAGCAGGCACCCUCCAAGAAGCAGCCAGUAUAUCCAUCAAAGGAAGCACCAGAGCCAGAGAUCGACUGCAAGCCAGUCGGACCCGUCACAUGCGAAUGUGCACUACCGUUUUCUCUCGAAUGCGCCGGAGACCUGUGCAGAUGUCUCCAUCGGCAAGUGCUUCCCACGAUGCCCAUCUGCAGAGGAGAGAUUGACGAAGCUGGGAACUGUCUAACUCAAGCAAAAAAACGCCUCUUGUAUACUUGUCCAGAAGGCUUCACAUGCGAUGUCGUGGACAAGAAGGGCCAGUGCCAAUGCACCCGAGUCGUUGUCGCUGAGCCCCUCUCCAGAUGUCUCACAGGAGAGCCCCACGACAACAAGUGCAUUGAGGUCAUUAGAGAGGAAAAGGUUGUGGAGUGCCCACCCGGAUACACGGAAAAAUGCUGUGAUAAUCAAUGCUCCUGCACGAAGACACACUUGGCCGUACGACAGGUCAAGUGUGAAGAUGGUGCAGUUAGCAUUCAAGGACAAUGCGCCUACGUCUCCAAGCCCUCACCCGGAUGCUUCGAGGGUACGCUUCGAGGGGAUAGAUGCAUCCAGGAGUACAUCGUGCCGCCCUCCUGCGGAUAG
Messenger RNA from Eimeria acervulina, 1392 nucleotides. Its product is annotated as oocyst wall protein COWP, putative. Lineage: Eukaryota; Apicomplexa; Conoidasida; Eucoccidiorida; Eimeriidae. Bases 1 to 1392 code for a protein of 463 amino acids. The transcript has 3 exons. The record is from RefSeq and is a predicted model, not a curated record.